CCGGGAGGUAGCAGCUAGGCUACAAAAUACAUUUCAUAGUAGUUGAAGUAGAGGAGGGUGCGCCACUUCGUCGGAGGAGUGUGAUCUUGACUGGCCAUCAUUUGGAGUCAAUUCAGCUGCCGGAGAAAAACUGCAAGCCACAGGUUGCUGAUUGAAACCAAGGGACUUACAUUUCGCAAAGUUCCCUGACACGCAAAGAGCUGGUGGAGGUGAAUCAGGGAUAAGACAACAUGAGUGACCGUUUUGACUGUGGCGAGUGCAAGGAGUCCCUGUACGGACGCAAAUACAUUCAGGUGGAGGACGUUCCCCACUGCAUCCCCUGCUAUGACCGCCUGUAUGCCAACACAUGUCAGAAGUGCAAGGAGCUCAUCGCACACAACGCACGGGAGCUGUUCUACGAGGACAGGCACUACCACGAACACUGUUUCCGUUGUUUCCGCUGUGACCGCUCGCUGGCGGACGAGCCCUUCACCAGCCAGGAGGAGGCGCUGCUGUGCAACGACUGCUACCGCAAUGAGUUCUCGUCCAAGUGUGUGGCCUGCGACAAGACCGUCAUGCCAGGCUCAAAGAAGUUGGAGUAUGGGGGUUCUGCGUGGCACGAGGACUGCUUUGUGUGCCAUGGCUGUGAGAAGCCCAUCGGUGGCCAGUCCUUCAUCCCCGACAAAGACGACUACUACUGUGUACCCUGCUACGAGGGCAGGUUUACCCCGCGAUGCAGCCGCUGCAAAAAGGCACUGGCGACAGGGGGCGUCAGCUACAAAGAUGAGACGUGGCACAAGGAGUGUUUGGUGUGCACGGGCUGUAAGAGCCCACUGGCGGGCCAGCCCUUCACCUCCCAGGGAGACACGCCCUACUGCGUCAAGUGCUUCAGCAGCCUCUACGCACAGAAGUGUGCCUCCUGUAACUCGCCCAUCACAGGGUUUGGCGAGGGGAAGUACGUUUCUUUCCAGGAUCGGCAGUGGCACCAGCCCUGCUUCAAGUGCUCCCACUGCUCUGUCUCUCUGGUUGGGUCCGGCUUCUUCCCUGACCGGGACCAGAUCCUUUGCGGAGACUGCAACAACGACCAAGAAGACCAAUGAGAAUCACUGUCUCUCUCCUUCAACUGUGCCUGACCAAUCACAAAUGUACAGUUAUAGCUAUCCUGUUUGUAACACACAGCGGUGACAUGACCACCAUGACCACCUAUCGUACAGUUAAGAGAGCCUCUAAACCUCAACCUAUAUUUAAUACUACAUCACCCUAAAUACAUACAGUACCAGUCAAACGUUUGGACACACCUACUCAUUCAAGGGUU
This is a messenger RNA of Salvelinus namaycush (lake trout), 1294 nucleotides long. RefSeq names its product four and a half LIM domains protein 3-like. Gene Ontology annotation, cellular component: stress fiber; nucleus; Z disc. Gene Ontology annotation, molecular function: transcription coregulator activity; actin binding. Gene Ontology annotation, biological process: actin cytoskeleton organization. The record is from RefSeq and is a predicted model, not a curated record. The transcript is spliced from 6 exons. Lineage: Eukaryota; Metazoa; Chordata; Actinopteri; Salmoniformes; Salmonidae. Bases 231 to 1079 code for a protein of 282 amino acids.